Molecule: messenger RNA, 2919 nt
Organism: Brugia malayi
Lineage: Eukaryota; Metazoa; Nematoda; Chromadorea; Rhabditida; Onchocercidae
Gene: Bma-dgk-1
Product: diacylglycerol kinase, putative
Exons: 21
Coding region: 1-2919 (972 amino acids)
Biological process (GO): intracellular signal transduction; diacylglycerol metabolic process; lipid phosphorylation
Molecular function (GO): ATP-dependent diacylglycerol kinase activity
Source: RefSeq, a predicted model, not a curated record
AUGGCAGCAGAAGGACAUAACGUUGAUGCAACACUAUUAGCAGUUGGUCGUGAUCAUGGCCAUUACUUUGUUCGCAAAACAUUUGGUAAACCAACAUACUGUCAUCAUUGCUGUGAUAAAAUAUGGGGAAUGCUUACACAAGGAUAUGCUUGCGAAGUUUGUAAUUUCAUAUGUCAUGACAAGUGUAAGAAAACGGUUGUUUCAUUCUGUAGUGGUGUUGCCUUGCAGUUGAUAAAGAAUCCAGUCGCUCACACAUGGUCUGAACCAUCACAUAUCAAACGAAGGUUUUGCUGCGUUUGUCGCAAAAAAACUGAUGAUUCAGUGGCUGUUGAAUGUGAAGUUUGUGAAUAUUACGUGCACGUUGACUGUCACGAUUUAGCAGUAAGUGAUUGCAAGGAAGCUGCUACAUAUGUACCUAAUUUGGAUAAGAAUAAACAGGUACAACAUCAUCAUAUGAGGGAGGGUAAUAUACCACGCGAUUCCAAGUGCGUUGUUUGCAGAAAAGCUUGCUGGUCGUAUGAGUGUUUAGCUGGUAUGAAAUGCGCUUGGUGCUCUGCAACGGCUCAUGCUAUCUGUUAUCGUCAAAUGUCUCUCGAAUGUGAUUUUGGUGCUUUAAAAAAGAUUAUGUUGCCACCCAACGCAUUAACAAUUCCAAGGACAGAACUUCCAAUGAAACAGCUGCUUAACAUUCAGGGAACUUAUCUCGAAGGUUUCAACCAGCAACCAUCAUCACCAGUGAAAACACACCCAGAAGAUUCUGCACUGAAUUCACCAGAUGAAGCAAAGGAAAAAGAGGACUAUGAAAAUUUGCGUAUUUUUGAUGGCAAUAGUUCUCUUAGGAAACACGAGUAUCGUACAGCUACUGUGCCAAAAACAGCCUCAAUGCAUCAAAUACGAGAUGUGGCACUUAGGAGGUUUCAUAUCAGUGAUAAUCCUGAUUGUUAUUAUGUCACACAAGUGCACAACGACAAUGGUGAGGAAGAAUUGCUUGAAGAUCCGUUACCACUGAGAAACGUACGGCGACCAGAAGGACGCCGUGCUCAAAUUUUCCUUCGUUACAAAGAUGAUCCUGAAAAAGCAGUUGUUAAAUUAUAUGGUGGUUGGCUUAGAGUACCAGUAACAUGCUGUUCGCUGUUAGUUACAAAAGAAACACUGGUUCAAGAUGCAGUGGCAGAAGCGCUGGACCGAUUUGGAUUGGAUCGGAAUUUUGCUAACCGUUAUAAUUUAAUUGAAGUUUCGCUCGAUCGUGGUGUUGCUGAAAGAACUGCGAAUCCACAGGAAAAUAUGCUGCAGCUUGUGCGAAAUUUAAGAAAAGAUUCCUUGCGACGUUAUCACGUUGUUCGUUUUUAUAUACAAGAAAAGGAUGAUCCACACGAUCACGCUGUUUUUGUUGGUAAUUUACCGCUCUCACUGGCUCAAAGACAAUAUGAAAGGAUUCUUUUACGGCUACUAGGCGCUAAAGAAAAGCCUUUCACUGCUAUCGGACCAAUAUAUUUCGAAUACGGUUCACUAGUGAUUACAUUCAAUACAGCAAAAGCUGCAACUUCGGCUGUACAACGCCUUCAAAAUGCGGUUUACGAAGAGAAGAAAUUAAUAGUACUUUGUCUUCCUAAUGUGCAGCCCCAUAUGUUAUCACCCGAUUGUGAGCCUCUUCUGGUGCUUGUGAAUGUUAAAAGUGGUGGUUGUCAGGGAAGCGAAUUAAUUAAAGCAUUCAGACGAUUGUUGAAUCCUUUUCAAGUAUUUGAUGUAUUGAAAGGUGGUCCAUUAGUUGGGUUGUAUGUUUUCCGAAAUGUUCCAAAAUAUAAGAUUUUGGCUUGCGGUGGAGAUGGUACAAUUGGUUGGGUUUUACAGUGCUUAGAUAUUGCUAAACAGGACGCAGCAUGUUUCUCCCCACCAUGUGGAAUUGUUCCAUUAGGCACCGGUAAUGAUCUGGCGAGAGUUUUACGAUGGGGUGGUGGUUAUAGUGGUGAAGAGAACCCAAUGGAUAUUCUUCGAGAUGUUAUUGAGGCUGAGGAAGUACGCUUGGAUAGAUGGGCAGUAGUUUUUCACGAGGAAGAACGUUCGCAACCGCCAACAACAUCUAAUGUUGAGCCAAGUCCUGAUUCAGAGCAAAUGAUGAGCAAUCCUGAGGACCAAACUUCAAUGAUUAUAAUGAAUAAUUACUUUGGAAUUGGAAUUGAUGCGGAUGUCUGCUUACAAUUUCAUAAUAAGAGAGAUGCUAAUCCAGAAAAGUUCAGUUCACGUUUGUUCAAUAAAACACAAUACGUAAAAAUCGGUUUACAAAAAGUAUUCUUUGAAAGAACAUGUAAAGAUCUCUGGAGACGGGUUGAAUUAGAAGUGGAUGGUAAAGUAAUCGAAUUGCCAUGCAUUGAGGGUAUCAUCGUAUUAAACUUACUCAGCUGGGGGAGUGGAGCAAAUCCAUGGGGAACAGCAAAAGAAGAAGGACAGUUUCAAAAGCCGACACAUUACGAUGGUCUGCUUGAAGUGGUUGGUAUCUCAGAUGUCUCUCGAUUAGGUCUCAUUCAGUCCAAACUAUCAGCCGGCAUUAGAAUCGCUCAAGGAGGAAGUAUACGAAUCACAACGCAUGAAGAAUGGCCAGUACAAGUGGACGGUGAGCCGCACAUACAACCACCUGGUACUAUAACAAUUUUGAAGUCUGCCCUUAAAGCUAAAAUGUUGAAGAAAGCAAAGAAAUCACGUCGCAAUGCAACAUCUUCGUCAACAAACGUAGCAGCAGCAGCAGCAGUUCGGCCAGUUCGGAAUGAAGCUUCACCAUCUUCAUCACGGAUCCAUCCCUGCAUACUCUUAAAUAUUGAUUCCGGUCCGUUGAUGCACGAGAAAAGUACAACCGAUGAAGCGCAUUCUGCUACUGCAAAUGGCGAUGAUGAUGAUGAUGAAGAAGGAGAUGCUUUUUUAUAA